Messenger RNA from Anthonomus grandis grandis, 1948 nucleotides. RefSeq lists its product as uncharacterized. Gene Ontology annotation, cellular component: nucleus. The transcript is spliced from 2 exons. The coding region runs from base 683 to 1594 and encodes 303 amino acids. The record is from RefSeq and is a predicted model, not a curated record. NCBI's taxonomy places the organism in Eukaryota, Metazoa, Arthropoda, Insecta, Coleoptera, Curculionidae. Gene Ontology annotation, molecular function: DNA binding.
UACAAGCGCAAAACGAAUCGACAAUCAUGAAGUAAUGAGAACAUGCGAAUUGCCAUAAAUGAGGUUAGACAAAAGCGUAAAUUCCAUGGCGAAAGCAUAUAAUCUCCCAGAAGCAACUCUUAGAAGAUAUCUGAAGCGGGAUCCUGAGGAAGAAUUUCCUUGCAAUGCUGGUCGAUUCAAGAGCACGUUUUCGAAUAUGGAAUAAGAAGAACUACGAGAGUACAUUAUCAAUAUUGACAAACGGGCUUUUGGACUAACCAAGGAGCAGUUAAGCAGGAUAAUUUUGCGGAAAAUCGUAACAUUUCACACAGAUUUAACACAACCAAGAAGAAGACUGGACGACACUUUGUUGACCUGUUUAUGUGGAAAUACAACAUUUGUCUACAUAAGCCAGAAUCGACCUCGAUAGCUAGACUUGAGAUGAGAUUUAAUCACCAAAGUGUUUCCAAUUUUUUUAAUGCACUUAAGAAACUCAAAACAUAAUUUCCAACCCAAUCAAAUUUACAACGUAGAUGAAACCGGUGUAUCAACAGUUGCCAAAAAAAUCCCAGGAUAGUUACCCCAAAAUCGAAGAGUAAUUAAGAUAUCUUCUGCGGAACGAGGAACUAAUGUGACUGCAGUAUGCACGAUGAAUGCAAGUGGGUAAAUUAUUCCCCCUUUUUUGAUUUUCCCUAGAGUUAGAAUGCAACCAGCCUACAUGAACAACACACCUGCUGGAUUUACAGGUGUUGCACAUGAAACCGGAUGGAUGACAUCUGCAAAUUUUUUGAAAUACCUGGAACAUUUUAUCCAAUACGCUCGUCCUAGCGAAAACAACAGAGUUCUGCUCAUAAUGGAUAACCAUGCAAAUCAUGUAACCUUUGAAGCUGUAACAUUGUGCAGGGAAAGUGUGCUUUCUCUCUUGGGAUUUCCCGCACACACCAGUCACAGAAUGCAACCAUUAGAUGUAUCUGUGUAUGGCCCCUUAAAAACUGCAUAUAGUAGGGCUUGUGAUGACUUUUUGACAAACAAUCUUGGAAAAGCCAUUACACUGAAUGACAUUGCCUCAAUCUUUGGAAAGGCCUAUUUAAAAGUAGCAACCGUCGCGAAUGUUUUAAGUGGGUUUCGGGCAACUGGCAUAGAGCCGUUUGAUUCUGACAUUUUUACGGACAUUGACUUUGAAACUGCUCAAACGACAGAAAGGCAAAUUGACGCUGAACCAAAAUUAAUUGAGGAACUUGUGCCUUCCACAUCUGGUCCUCAGCGCAUGCCAGAGUCAGUAACUCCUAACAAAGAGCAGAUAGAGGCAGAUAAUAUUGAAAAACCAUUAGAAACUGAUAAAAAAUGCCAUCAGAGCCCGCCAAUCGAGUCGGGAUUACCUCCUUUGCCUAAAGCAAACACGCAGAACAGACGCUGUAUGAGAAAGCUACCAUCACUUAUAAUUUCUAGCACGCCCGUUAAAGAUGCUUUAGGACAAAAGCACAAUGAAAAACUUAAAAAAGAGAAGAAAAACCAAAUAAAAGCCCCGCCGAAGAAAAAAAUAAAAAAAUCAGCAGCAUAUCGGUUCAAGAAAAAAAUAGUAAAGCAAAUAAACAAAAUAAAAGCAGAAGUGUAAAGCGCCAAGUAUUUGAGGCAUCUGAUAGUUCUGUAGAUGUAGCUGUGAUGGAUAGUAAUGAUGACAUGGACGAAGAGGUUGAAGAAGAUGACAGACUGUGCAUUUUUUGUGAAGAUGAGGGCAAACAUAAUGAGCUUUGGUUUUGUUGUAAUAUAUGCACCAAGUGGGCACACGCAGAAUGCACUGGACUUAAUUUGAAAGAAGCAAAAGCCAAAGUGUGGGUGUGCGAUUUUUGUCGUGUUUAAAAUUAAGUUACAAUUUGAAAUUUUGUGUUCGCCCUUGGAUUUUCUAAAUAUUUUUGACUUUCCUUGCUUUAAGUUUUUGUUUAUUUUAUAAAAAUAAAUCGUUAAAAUG